Dovyalis caffra is the source of this 525-nucleotide messenger RNA. Lineage: Eukaryota; Viridiplantae; Streptophyta; Magnoliopsida; Malpighiales; Salicaceae. The record is from the annotation of a GenBank genome assembly.
AUGAUAUAUUUGUCUGGGAGAAACAGAGAGAACGAUUCUGCAUUUGAAGGUUUUGACCAAAGCGCAGCUCAGAGCAAAUGGAGAGCAGUGCUAUCCCAAUUCGGACACAACCGACCAUUUGCAUCCUCCACCACUCCGAAGUUUGCUACAAUGUCCCACAAUGCUGCUCAUCAUGUACCUUACAACAGGUACGCAAUAACAGGGGAGUUUGGACCAAUCUAUGUGCUGGCAGGAAUGUUGAGUGUAGCAGUUGCGAUGGGUUGCCACACCAUGAAGCAGCAACUAGUGCAUAGCCCAGGAGUUAGUAUAAACAAGAAAAGGAGAGAAUCCAUUGCUGAGGUGGACGAACCUGACAUGGUAGUUGCUGAUGCUAAUAAGUUCCUCGGAAAAUCAUUUCUCAGAAAGGUCGCUCACGUUCAGGAACAUACACAAACUCUGCCUGAUCCUUCCCGCGCUAAUCCCUUCACCAAGCCUCAAGAUGCAGAGACAUUGAAAACAGUCGGGGUCAAUCCUCGCCACCACUGA